Paraphaeosphaeria sporulosa is the source of this 2472-nucleotide messenger RNA. Its product is annotated as putative sulfate transporter. The transcript is spliced from 3 exons. Gene Ontology annotation, molecular function: secondary active sulfate transmembrane transporter activity. The coding region runs from base 1 to 2472 and encodes 823 amino acids. NCBI's taxonomy places the organism in Eukaryota, Fungi, Ascomycota, Dothideomycetes, Pleosporales, Didymosphaeriaceae. Gene Ontology annotation, biological process: transmembrane transport. The record is from RefSeq and is a predicted model, not a curated record. Gene Ontology annotation, cellular component: membrane.
AUGGCGUCCACAAGCACCAAGGUCGCCCAUGGGCUGGCCAAGGUCUUGGGCAUCGACCUGCAUUACCGCCACGAGACCGGCUCCGAACGUGUCACACGCGGCGAGAGCGUCUUCUCAAUCGGUUCUGCCGACACAUAUGUCGAAGAAGAGCCAACUGCUUGGGAAUGGAUCCGCGAUGUUACACCAAACGGCCAGGAUCUCAAGCAAUACUUCAUCAACCUCUUCCCUUUUCUGAGGUGGAUCACACGCUACAACGCACAAUGGCUCAUUGGAGAUCUAGUAGCAGGUAUCACCGUUGGCGCUGUUGUUGUCCCGCAGAGCAUGGCAUACGCAAAGCUCGCUCAACUAGCACCUGAAUUCGGCCUGUACUCGUCGUUCAUGGGCGUGCUCCUAUAUUGGUUCUUCGCAACGUCCAAGGAUAUCACGAUUGGUCCUGUGGCCGUGCUUUCCACCGUUACCGGCAAUGUUGUCACCAAAGCUCAGGCCAAGAUUCCCGACGUUCCCGCCGAUGUCAUAGCCUCAUCACUCGCCAUCAUUGCAGGAUCGAUCGUGCUGUUCAUCGGACUUAUUCGUGCUGGUUGGUUGGUGGACUUCAUCACACUACCCGCUAUUUCGGCCUUCAUGACCGGUUCUGCCAUAAACAUUGCCGCCGGACAGGUACCUGCAAUGAUGGGAAUCACCGGCUUCUCUACGCGCGACGCCACUUACAAGGUGAUCAUCAAUACUUUGAAACACCUAGGCCGUUCUAACCUGAAUGCUGCUAUCGGAUUGACGGCAUUGACAAUGCUCUAUGUCAUACGCUUCACGUGCGGGCAACUUGCAAAGCGAUACCCGAGCAGAGCGAAGACAAUCUUCUUCAUUAACACUCUCCGAACGGCCUUUGUUCUGCUCCUCUACGUUGCCAUCAGCUAUGGCAUCAACAAGAAUCACCGAAGCAAGCCGAGAAUCUCAGUGCUAGGGAACGUACCACGAGGCUUCAAGCACGCUCGAGUACCUCACAUCACGACCGAGAUCAUCUCGGCGUUUGCUCCUGAGCUGCCAUCGACUGUCAUUGUGCUUCUGAUCGAGCACAUCUCCAUCUCAAAGUCGUUUGGCCGCGUAAACAACUACAAGAUCGACCCCUCCCAGGAACUUGUUGCCAUCGGUGUCACCAAUGUCCUCGGUCCGUUCCUCGGAGCUUACCCUGCUACUGGGUCGUUCUCUCGUACCGCCAUCAAGGCCAAAGCUGGUGUACGAACUCCAUUCGCUGGUGUCAUCACCGGUUUGGUCGUAUUGUUGGCCAUCUACGCACUCCCGGCUAUGUUUUGGUACAUUCCGAACGCUGCUCUUUCGGCUGUCAUCAUUCAUGCAGUAGGAGAUCUCAUCACUCCUCCAAACACCGUGUACCAGUUUUGGCGGAUAUCACCAUUGGAAGUCAUCAUCUUCUUCGCAGGUGUCUUCGUGACCAUCUUCAGCAGCAUCGAGAACGGAAUCUACACCACUAUCUCUAUUUCUGCAGCUAUCUGGGUAUUCCGAGCUUUCAAGGCCCGUGGUCGUUUCCUUGGCAAAGCAAGAGUCCACUCUGUGAUUGGAGACCAUCUUCUUGAUCCCACCGGCGAAGACAAGGAGUUCGGUGAUAGGCCCGAGCGUCGCAGCCCGGCUGAAAAUGAAGACUCUGUUCGGGAUGUCUAUCUACCGAUCGAUCACCACGAUGGUAGCAACCCUGAGAUUGCCCUCGAAGACCCGUAUCCUGGUAUCUUCAUUUAUCGUUUCUCGGAAGGCUACAACUACCCUAAUUGCAACCACUAUCUGGACGAGCUCACGGACACUAUCUUCAAGAAAACUCGCCGUACUAACCCUGAUAGCUAUCCCAGACUUGGCGAUCGCCCUUGGAACGACCCUGGCCCACGCCGUGGCAAGCAAGCAGAAUCAACUGACCAUCGUCCUACUCUCAAAGCCAUUAUCCUCGACUUCUCUUCAGUCAACAAUGUUGAUCUCACUUCGAUGCAGAACAUGAUCGAUGUACGAAAUCAGCUCGACAGAUAUGUUGCUCCGGAUACUGUCGACUGGCAUUUCUGCAACAUCAACAACCGCUGGACCAAACGAGCGCUUGCCGCUGCUGGAUUCGGAUAUUAUACGCCAGAGCCCGAAGGCUCGGUCAUGACUCGAUGGAAGCCCAUCUUCAGUGUGGCCGAACUCGGCGGUAGCAAUAGCGUCGCGGCAGAUUUAGAGGCCAGGGAGCGCAGGAAGGCGUUGAGGGUAGCCGCGAAACAAGACGGUCAGCCCGACGACGACAUUGAGGAGCACCAAAUUUCUUCCUCCGAUGAGGAUUCGUUGGACAAGAAGCUCAGCCAAACCAAGGCGUACGGUCAAUCCCACUCGAAGCCAUCGAAGAUUGCGGUGGUGCAGGGUUUGAACAGGCCUUUGUUUCAUGUUGAUAUCACUGCGGCAUUGAACAGUGCAGUCGCCAACGCGAACAGAAAGAGUCAUUGA